This is a messenger RNA of Schizophyllum commune H4-8, 243 nucleotides long. RefSeq lists its product as uncharacterized. The coding region runs from base 1 to 243 and encodes 80 amino acids. The transcript is spliced from 3 exons. The record is from RefSeq and is a predicted model, not a curated record. Lineage: Eukaryota; Fungi; Basidiomycota; Agaricomycetes; Agaricales; Schizophyllaceae.
AUGCAAGAGCGUCAAUACUUGGAGAAACUCGCCCAAUGCCGCGGACACGGGCAGCUCAAUGCGUCCAGCCUCGUCGACGCCUUAGAGACAUGUACAGAGCGGCACUCGUCGCGCAUGAGCUUCAUUGCUUACACGAGCUCGCCCAAUGUCGUGGAGACCGGGCGACUCAAUGACUUCUCCGACAACCUCUCAAGAAGUGGGGAACCUGAAGCUCAGCCGCCCAGUGGCAAUGAGAUCCCUUGA